AAUCUCUAUUCAAAAAUGAAUUACAAUGUAGAAGAAGUAGUGGGAUGCAGAGCUCUGUCUUUUUACAAAAUAGGAACAAAGCAAUUCCUUUUAAAAACAAACUAUAUAAAACAACCACACUCCGAAAAAGGAAAGGUAUGGAUACAAUAAGAAAGAGGUGAUUGACAUUUGAUGAGUAGAAUAUUAUUUUCUUGAGAAACCUAAAAUCUAAAAUUAACUCGAUGUAUCUAAAAUGGAGCUCUGUCAAAAUGAAAAGGGACGAAGCUUAGUGAAAGUAGAAAAAUUAAUACAAACUGUGGUUGCCCACUUCAUUUAAUACCCUCUUCUCUCUUCUCUCCUCUCUUCUCUCUUCUCUACUCUCAAAUCUCAAUCUUCACAAAACUCCUACCCCCCCCCCCCCCCCCCUCUCCUUUCUGUCUCCUCAACCGUUUUUUCCAUUUCCAUGGCCGCCGCCUGUCCCACCGACUUCACUCACGACUCCGCCUGUCGCGACGGACGCGCCGCCGCCCACCUCAAACUUAUCUCCAUCUUCCUCAUCUUCAUCACCAGCGUCAUCGGCGUCUCCUCCCCUGUUCUCCUCACUCGCUUCUUCCACGGCAAACCUCUCUACGACAAAGCUAUCCUCACCGUCAAAUCCUUCGCCGCCGGCGUUAUUCUCUCCACCUCCCUCGUCCACGUACUCCCCGACGCCUUCGACGCUCUCUCCGACUGCCGCGUCGCCUCCCAGCACCCCUGGCGCGACUUCCCCUUCUCCGGCCUCGUCACCAUGAUCGGCGCUCUCGUGGCGCUGUUCGUGGACGUCACGGCCACAUCACACGUGGAACACGACCAGUAUAAUCCGGUGGAGGUGAAGGGUGGGGAGGAUUCGGGAGGGGAGAUUGGGCUUCUGGUGGCGGGGGAGAGGAAAUCGGAGGAAACAGGGGAAGGAAUUGGGGAAGAGGAAUUGGUGAAGAUGAAACAGAAAUUGGUAUCGAAAGUAUUGGAGAUAGGGAUAAUAUUUCAUUCGGUGAUAAUUGGAGUAACGAUGGGAAUGUCUCAGAAUCAGUGUACGAUUAAACCGCUUGUUGCUGCUCUUGCUUUUCAUCAAAUCUUUGAAGGAAUGGGGCUUGGUGGAUGUAUUGCUCAGGCAGGAUUCAGCUUCACAACGACAGCGUAUAUGUGUUUGAUGUUCUCAGUGACAACGCCAAUGGGUAUAAUAUUAGGUAUGAUUCUGUUUUCAUUAACAGGUUACGACGAUAGCAACCCCAAAGCUUUGAUAAUGGAAGGUUUAUUAGGAUCAUUUUCAUCUGGGAUUCUCAUAUACAUGGCUUUAGUAGAUUUAAUAGCCCUUGAUUUUUUUCACAACAAGUUGAUGACCUCAAAUCAAUGGCUCAAAAAGAUUUGUUUUAUUGCCUUGUUGCUUGGCUCUACUUCCAUGUCCAUCUUGGCUUUGUGGGCUUGAAAAUCUUAAAAUCCCCCCUCUUUACAUAAAUUUUUGUUGUAAAGGUAAUAUCAAUAUCAACAUGCAUGGAGAUCAUCUCCCUUUUCAUUAA
This is a messenger RNA of Cucumis melo (muskmelon), 1532 nucleotides long. Its product is annotated as zinc transporter 6, chloroplastic. Gene Ontology annotation, biological process: zinc ion transmembrane transport. The record is from RefSeq and is a predicted model, not a curated record. Gene Ontology annotation, molecular function: zinc ion transmembrane transporter activity. The transcript has 2 exons. Gene Ontology annotation, cellular component: plasma membrane. The coding region runs from base 443 to 1441 and encodes 332 amino acids. Lineage: Eukaryota; Viridiplantae; Streptophyta; Magnoliopsida; Cucurbitales; Cucurbitaceae.